CCGCCAGCGUGACGCGUGCGGGCGGUGACGCCCCGGCGCCGGACGGUGCGCUGUGACGGUGUGGACGGACCGGCGCGCGAGCCAGGCCGGGCGGGAGAGGAGGCAUGUUCGGAGGACUGAGGACACGGAGCAGAUCGGAUGGACCGGAUGCCUGGGAGCUGAACGCUAUGGGUCGACAGUACCCGGCUUCCCGACAAUGGCAGGCGCUCUACAGCUCCCAACGUAAUAUGGGCGGUCCUCAGCGACACCUUGGCGGAUCGCAGCGCUACCUCGGCGACUCACGCCGAAAUCGCAGCGAUUCACACCGCUACCUUGGCGGAUCUCACCGCAACAUUGGCGGCUCUCACCGUAACCUGAACGCCUCGGACGAGUCACAUCCAUGGUCGAUGUACAGACAGAACCUGAACUCGGAGUUUGCCGACUCGGCACUGGGCAGUAGCGACAAGUCGCCCAUCCCUCCCGGCGGCAACUUCCAGCUGCGCGAGAGCGCCCUGCUGCGGGGCACCCCGCUGGGGCCGCGCUCCCAGGUGGGCGCCGACAUGUACAAAUACCUCAAGAACGGCCUGCCGCGCGUGUUCCCGCCGCCGCGGCCGGACGGCAGCUCUGGGUACGACUCCAGCGGGGACGACUCUCCGGCGGCGCGGCGCCGGCGCCGCCAGCGGCGGACCCUCUCCCAGCCCGACCUGCGGCUGCAGGGCGGCCGCGGACUGCGCCGCUUCGGCGACUCGAUGUUACCGAGCCGUGCGCGCGCCAGCAGCGAGGCCGACCUUCUGUCGGCCGAGUCCAACGCCUCUCCCGAAUCGGACGAGGACCUGGCCAGCCACGGCGAGCUGGUGGCGCGGCUGGAGCGGCGGCGGCCGGCCGGCGGGCGGCCCGCCGGGUUCGCCGGCCGCGCCGCGCCCGACCGCGAGCCGCCCAUGCUGAACGCCCGCCUGUUCCCGCCCGACCAGCAGCUGGAGGGCAACCGGCCGCAACUGCAGGUGCGCCAGCUCGGCUGCGAGCGCAGGGUGGCCCGGCCCGGCGGCUGGAGACGCAUGCUCGACGACGUGACCUUCGAGGCGCGCGGUGGAGAGCUGGUCGGAAUCAUGGCGACCUCAGAGGCCGAGGGCACGGCGCUGCUGGACGUUCUGGGCGACUGCAGCAGCCGCGGCCAGCUGAGGAUCAGCGGCCAGCUGGCGCUGAACGGCACCACCGUGCUGCCGGCCCGGCUGGCCGAGCGGCUCACCUACGUCCAGCGGGACGGCACGUUCAGCGGCCACCUGUCCGUCCGUCAGACGCUGCUCUUCCACGCCUUCCUCCAGGAGCCGGGCCACGUGGCGCGCUGCUUCAACACCAAAAACAAGAUAAACGCGUUGAUAGAGGACCUGGGUCUGGGCCAGGUGAAGCACACCUCAGUCUGCGACCUGACCGAGUCGGAGCUGUGUCGACUGAACGUGGCCUGCCAUCUCUGUCUGGAGACGGACCUGGUCCUGCUCGACCAGCCCACCCGGCACAUGGACAUCUUCGACACCUUCUUCAUGAUCGAGUACCUGCGCCAGUGGGCCGCCCGAGGGAGGAUCGUGAUGCUGACCCUGCAGCCGCCCACCUAUGAGAUCUUCAACAUGCUGGGCCGUGUGCUGCUGCUGGCCGACCGGAGGCUGGUGUUCAGCGGCAAGGCCAAGCAGAUGCUGCCCUACUUCACAUUCAUCGACUACGAGUGUCCGUCCUACAAGAAUCCGUCCGAUUACUACCUGGACCUGGUGACGCUGGACGAGCUGUCCCCGGAGGCGCACCUGGAGUCCUCCCAGCGCGUCUCGGAACUCUCGGAGGCGUUCCAGCGCCGCCAGGAGACGCUGGAGACGCCCGGCCCGGCCGGCCUGCUGCCGCCGCGGGUCCGCAGGGCCGGCUGCUGCGCUCAGCUCAUGGCGCUGGCCGUGCAAGCGACCGUGUACAAGUUUCCGUACAACGUGAUGGGCUGGGCGGUGCGGCUGAUGGCUGCCUGCAUCAUGUCUCUGAUAGUGGGCACCGUAUUCUACGACAUACGGGGGGAGGACCGGGAUCAGGAGACGGUGCCGGACCGGACGGGCUUCCACUACGCCAUGCUGUCGCUGGCAGCCUGGCCGAGCCUGCUACUGACCGUGUCGGACAUCUGGAGGGACAAGGACGUGGUCAGCAGGGACAUUGACGACCGGCUCUACUCCAGGGCGUGCCACACCGUCAGUCAGAUAUUUUUCGGGUUGCCGGGCUCGGCGCUCGAGUGUAUUAUGCUGGUAGCACCGGCGCACCGAAUGGCCGGCUCUCAGCCCAGCGACACGGCCUCCACGUUCUACGUGUACGCCGGCUACAUGCUGCUCUACCUGCAGUGUGUCCGUCUGCUGGCGAUAGUGGCCGCCUACCUGAGCUCGUCCCGACACCUGUCGGCCGGCUGGCUGGCCGCCGCGCUGCUACCGCUGCUCCUGGUCGCCGGCUGGAGCGUGCACCCGCACGAGCUCUCCGCCUGGACCGGCUGGCUGGCCUGGGCCUCGGCGCCCGCCUGGCUCUACCAGCGGCUGGUCUGGAACGAGCUGGCGCACAUCCGGCGCCUGCGCUGCCAGCGCAACCCGGCGCUGCCGCAGGACAACACCAUCAUCGUGCAGCUGGACUGCGGGCUCACCUCGGGCCAGGAGGCGCUGAGCUUCCUGGCGGUGCCCGACGAGCGUACGCCGCUCGUGCCGCUCAUGGUGGCCGCUGUGACCACGCUGUUGGCCGUGCUGCUGGCGCUGCUGACGGCCCUGCUGGUCAGACAGAGGCGCGGCGGGUCACGGGCGCGCCGCGCGCGCAUACCCUGACCGCGGGGGAGGGGAGGGACGGGAGG
Molecule: messenger RNA, 2833 nt
Organism: Amphibalanus amphitrite
Lineage: Eukaryota; Metazoa; Arthropoda; Thecostraca; Balanomorpha; Balanidae
Product: ATP-binding cassette sub-family G member 8-like
Exons: 9
Coding region: 105-2807 (900 amino acids)
Cellular component (GO): plasma membrane
Molecular function (GO): ABC-type transporter activity; ATP hydrolysis activity; ATP binding
Source: RefSeq, a predicted model, not a curated record